AUGUCCGUCUAUAGAUCAUUGACGCCGAUUCUACGGUUAUUUGUUAAUAGUCCGAGUAAAGCAAAUGCUUUGCCAUCAUUAUCGAGAUCAUUCUCAGCAUGUUCUAUGAAUCUGUCAAACAUUGGAAACAUGCCCAUAGUGCUACCGGAAGGCGUUAAACUUUCAGUGGAACCCAAAAAAAUUGAUGACGUCUCAUUAUUCAGAAUGAAGCUAGAAGACCAACGUGGCGGCAAACCGAAAAUCCAUAUUACCAAAACUGCUACAAUCACUGGACCAAAUGGCACCGUAAAAGUUGAUCUCGCAGAUUUUGUGCAAGUAGAGCCUUCUGCUGAGUCUUCCGAGAAGAUCCAUGUGUCCGUUGUAAACUCUGAUAAAAGACACCAAAAACAAAUGUGGGGUACUAGUCGGAGUCUUAUUAGCAAUGGUGUUGUGGGUGUCAGUGAGGGUCAUCUAUCUAUUGUCAAGUUUGUUGGUACUGGGUUCCGUGCAAUUUUGGAAAAAACUAAAGAGGGACGUGAGCAACUGAGUUUGAGAGUUGGAUACUGUGUCCCAAUUGUCAUUAAGAUCCCCAAGGAUAUUAAAGUCACCGUCCCUCUACCACAUCGACUUAUUAUCGAAGGUGUUGAUAAGCAAAGAGUUAAACAGUUAGCAGCAAAGAUCCGCAAGCACAGACCACCUGAGCCUUAUAAAGGGAAGGGAAUUUUCGUUGACGGAGAGACUAUCAAGCUUAAGCAACGUAAGAUUAAAUAA
This is a messenger RNA of Sugiyamaella lignohabitans, 750 nucleotides long. It is a transcript of the gene MRPL6, whose product is annotated as mitochondrial 54S ribosomal protein YmL16. NCBI's taxonomy places the organism in Eukaryota, Fungi, Ascomycota, Dipodascomycetes, Dipodascales, Trichomonascaceae. Gene Ontology annotation, cellular component: ribosome; mitochondrial large ribosomal subunit. Gene Ontology annotation, biological process: translation. Gene Ontology annotation, molecular function: rRNA binding; structural constituent of ribosome. The record is from RefSeq and is a predicted model, not a curated record. The coding region runs from base 1 to 750 and encodes 249 amino acids. The transcript has a single exon.